Molecule: messenger RNA, 1317 nt
Organism: Thelazia callipaeda (thelaziosis nematode)
Lineage: Eukaryota; Metazoa; Nematoda; Chromadorea; Rhabditida; Thelaziidae
Source: the annotation of a GenBank genome assembly
AUGUCAACAUCAAGGAAAACAGAAACACCACAUGUCAGCAGUUUAUUUCUUCGAGAGCGUUAUUCUCUCUCUAUGUUCCAACGUUUCUUGCUGUAUUCGUAUAUUCCAUUCGGUGUAUUCCUAUUUUGCUUACGUGUGAUUAUUGGUGUACAUAUCUUUCUUACCGCAUGCAUUUUACGUAAGACAAUGUUUUUAAGGUGUACGGUUUUACGGGUGAUGUCUUGCUUGCUGGGCUUGGUGGUAUUAAGCGGUGGACCAGCUAAAAGUUGGGAUCAAAAAACACGUCUUUUAGUUGCUAAUCAUAUUUCAACGCUUGAUCAUAUGGCAAUUGAUUUAAUCGAACCUUGUAUUUUACCAUCAGUGUGGGACAUACCAAAUAUUUUACGCUGGUGCCUGGGAUACAAAGAUUUGGGUGCUCGCCAUGGACGGGCAGAACUUAUACGUCGUUCAAAAAUUUUCUGCGAAAAAAGUACUGUGCCUUUGCUUACUUUUCCAGAAGGAGCUAUGACGAGUGGUUGCACUGGUCUUCUCAAAUUUAGUACUUGGCCAUUUGAAGUAGCUGAUUCAGUGCAGCCUGUAUUGAUAUCAAUAUAUCGACCGUUUUUUUGCAACAUUGCUGCAUCCGUUUUGGGUGGUGCGUGGUGGCAAGAUGUUUUCUAUUUUCUGUUUGUUCCUCUUACAAUCAUGAAGGUGCACUGGCUUUAUCCUUUGUAUCGUAGAAAAAAUUCGAACUCUAAUGAAGCUGAUGAAACUACUGAAGAGUUCGCUAAACGAGUUGCUAAUACGAUGGCUACCAAAUUAGGCUUGCAAUUUUUUCUACUUAUGAUUUGUCAUUUUUUAAUAACUCGAUUUUUGUGCCGCAACCAAGGUAUUACCACGACAACAUUUACAUCUCAAGAUGCAGUGGAAGAAGCAAAACGACAUCUUGAAGAAAGCCAUCAAAUGUAUUUAAGUGUACAAUUGGAUGAUAACUCUCCAAUGAAAAGUUCAUCUUGGAAGUGUUCAAGAAGUAUAUCAGAACAUCUCGAUUCUUUAACAAUGAAAAUUAAACAAGCUUUUCCAGCAGUUCCUCUAGUUAUAAUAAGAAGAGAUUUGGAACAAACACAAGAUGGCAAUGUAACAUGUGAACGUAUUGCGACAGGAAAAAUAGACCUGCAUGCAUCAAGCACUGGUAAUUUUUCGCCGGGAAAUGAUCUCCAACUGUGGUCAAAAGUGUACAGUAAUCGAAAAUGGAAUCUAAUUGAAUUCAAUCGAGCUAAAUAUUUGAAACGAGUAGGCGAAAAGUUAUCUGGUACGCAAUCUGGAGUGGGUACUUAG